This is a messenger RNA of Pocillopora meandrina, 6290 nucleotides long. NCBI's taxonomy places the organism in Eukaryota, Metazoa, Cnidaria, Anthozoa, Scleractinia, Pocilloporidae. The record is from the annotation of a GenBank genome assembly.
AUGUCGUCCAGUCUAGGAGAGAGAGAAAAUGGAAUAAUUGUUGCAGAGGCCACAAGCCUGAUCAUCCUGAAUGUGGUGUCCUUGGUCGGUAAUUUUCUCAUAUGCUGGACUGUGUAUCGCAGCAAGAGUCUCCGUACCACAACCAAUCUUUACAUCGUUGCUUUAGCUGUGGGUGAUCUCAGCUCAGCCAUAUUUGUGAUGCCAAUUUCAUCUGCGGUAUUGAUUACAGGAGACUGGCGGUUCAGUGAUUUUUAUUGUAACAUUCAGGGUUUUUUCGUCGUACUGAACAUAUAUGUCUCACCUUGCCUGAUGGCUUUAACAGCUUUCAACCGAUACGUAAGAAUUGUGAGGACAAACAUGUACCCCAAACUUUUCUCCAUGAGGAAAAGCAAAAUUUGGAUCAUAGCUGUGUGGUGUAUUGCGAUCGCGUACAUCUUGAUACAGGUAUUCGCGGGAAACCAGGCCAUCCGAUUCGUUCCUGGCUACGCUGUUUGUUCCACGACUCAUCUCAAAGAGACGCAAAAGAUCGUUCAUUACAGCAUUGUUAUCUCCGUUUUUGUCGUGGCUCCCAUUGUUAUCACAUCAUUCUGUUACUACAAGAUUUUCCGAACCAUUAAGCUGCAUAACAAGAAUGUAAUGCCGUCGUUACAAGCGAGCAGCAAUAAUUUCUCUCGAGUGAAAAUCUCCAGGCGUGAGUUGAAGAUCAGCAUGUCCUUAUUUGUCGUGGUAAUAGUGUUUGCAUUCUGCUGGAUCCCGCUAUGGAUUUUGGCUCUACUGUUUCGCUUCAAACUCGUUGAUAGUCUUCCAAGAAACGUGGCUUUGUUCGUCAGUUUCUUAGUGUUUUUCUCUUCCACUAUAAAUCCAUUCAUUUAUGCUGGUAUGAACAGGUCUUUCCGACGUGAGAUCCGUCAUAUCUGUUUGCCAGCGAGUAAGCAAGAAUCAGUCUCAGAGCGAACACGACCAAGUGGAAAAACCGAUGAGGAGUUAGAUGAGCCAAACCAAAGGCGUCUAAAUGAAGUGGAACUGCAAGUUAAAGCCGCCUAUAGUGGAAAUACUGAUUAGCCGAUGAACAGAAUUUUAUUCUUUGGAAAAAAAGAAUACUUCAUCUUUGAUAACGUGCUUAGAAAAAGAAUUUGUUCAUUUUCCAUCAUGUUGAUUAAUUGACUGGUCAUGCAAAAUGAACUCUACUCUACAUUAACACCUAUCGGAAUAAAACGGGAGAAAUGUCUUAGAGAAUGGCCGUCAUAAUUAUAUAUUAUAUAUUAGUCACAAAAAAUAACAAAUAGGUCAUUGCAUAUAAGGUAAAAAAAAUUUAUGAAGGAUAAUUUUCCAUAAAUCAGAACUCGAGAUCUUGUGUUGCAUUGUUCAGCUGAUUUGAACUCAAACAACCAUACAAUUGACUCUUUUGGAAUCAUAUUAGUGAGCAUAUUCAAUUCAGUCGGACAAGCGAACAUGAUGAACGUAUUUCUAAACUGCUCAGAUUUAAUAUAAGGACCAAUCAAAAUGCGAAUAGAACUCAUCACAUCACGUGCGGGUCAACCUUCAUUCUAAACCGACGUAGCAUAUCAAUAUAAAUCAGUAUUUUACAUUGUGCACUAAAAACAUCACUAGGAAUAAAGAAAGUAUUUACCCUUAAGGUUUUUUGCAUGGCAGGAGUAACUGAACCCUGACGAUCUGUUGCCAGGGUGAUUUUAGUAAGUAAGAGUUAUACUAGAUAUUAAUAACCAGGUAUUAUCUGAACAUCUGUAUUUAUCUAUAUUCAUUGUUUAUAAAUCUGAUUGGCUCCAACAUGAUUUUAAUUAUUCAGUUUACAUUUCAGUUAGGAGGUUGCCGCGAUGUUUAGUUCAUGUAAUAAACCAAAAUUAUUUAGAGAGUCCAGUACUAAUGAUAAUUUGAAAGUUCAGUCUAUUGCAAUUUCUCGAACUCGCGGGUGAAAUAUUAAGAUCGUUAAUGCAUGUAAUAACUGUUUCUUUUAUUUGUACUUUUUACGAUUUUAACCUUAACAAUGUAGAUCAUAGGAUGAUAAGCAAACUCUCCUCUGAGUAAAACUUAUAAAUUAGAUUUUCCCUUAAAGACAACGAAAUAAUUUUAAAAAUUGAUAUUAAAAAAAAAACGGUGAAAGGAUGCAAGAUGAUCUGCCGACUAUAUAUCAUGUUACAAAACUAGGACUGCACGCGGCUCAUUGAGUUUUACCGCUGGCGCUCAUUAUUUUCUCGUAGUAUGAUAAUCCGAUCAAGGUUCGUAAUAACAGGAUGUUCUCCAGCAGCAAUGGAGACCAAACAAUAUGGUUCGAUUAAAGUUUACAUUUUAUUCUAACCGACAACUUAGGUUAUUACGCUCUACUCGCACGGAAUUUUCAAAAGUUAAGACCUUUUUUUCCAUGAGAGAAUGUAAAGCGUGACCGACAUCAUUUAGGAAUAGCAUUUUCCAUCAGAACGAGCAAUCGGAUGAGGAAGAGAAAAACUGCCGGAAACGGAUUUAGGCCCCUACGGGAUUUGAAACCAUGACUUAUGCGAUACCGAUGCAGCGUAUUACCAACUGCGCUGCACCCGUAUCGCAAAGGUCAUGGGUUCAAAUCCCAUACGGGCCUUAAUUUUUUUCAGGCCUUAUUUCCAUUACUACUUAAGUAGUGUUCAUUACCGCCAGGAUCGCUUUCAUAUUCGUUUAUUCAAUCUCAGUUCACAUAUUGAUUUUCAUUUAUUUACAGUCAUUUAUUCUGCCGGAAAAGGGUUCACAGUAAACUGAAAACCUUCGUUAUCUUUGAGCAGCAAGUUAUAAAACACCUUUAGGUAAAUCAUUCGGUAUAGCCCUAAGGAAUGAAGGAAAGCGUAGAAACAACAGCGCUGCAAUUGCACUGAGAAAUAUGAGUGAGAAUUUUCCCACGUGGAUAGAAAACAUGCGGGUUCUUGAUGGUAUAUUCUUGCAAGCGCAAGAGUUGAUAUGUACAUUAGAAAUAUACAAUAAACUUUACACGAUUUAAGGUGGUUUCGAGUGUAAUGACGUUCCCUUUUUUGCAUUACAAACGGGGUCCUCUAUUGCCUACAAGAAUAGGAACAAGUUUCCACAUCCUUCUUAUAAACUGGCCGAUUUUUGACAAAUACAUUUUAUUGACAGCCGAAGACAGAUUCCUUGUCAGAAUAAAUGCCUUACUGAAUGGGAGGGUUUUAUCUGUCCACAUUUAUCAAAAAAAAUAUUUGCAAAUACCUUGGGCGAUUCAUGGGGUCUUUCAAAAUCGUACGGAUUAAGGAAAAAAGCUCUAAAUUUCCAAAGGUGGAAGGAGCCUUAAGAUUAAGUUAAAAUUACCCAGGUUGAUUAUCAUUGUUAUGCGAUUUUUGGUAGCUGUUCGGAGCGCGCAUUUAAAUAAAUCUUGAUCCUCAAAUGAAAACAAGCUGUUUCCAGAUUAAACUCAAGUCCCAUAAAAGGAUUACAACUGGGGAUUUCAAAAACAUUCCAUACAGAAAAUCUUACCACGUCGAGAUAAUUUUUGCCAGUUUUUUUUACCGAUAGCUAUAGUUGUUUGCUUUUUUGUUUCACUAAGACAAAUAUUGGCCUGCUAUGCCGGAUAAGACCUUAUCCUUCUAAAAAACGGAAUCCUAAUUCCGUGCCAGUUAUCCAUGAUACCAAAAAUGUUUUCAAUUUUUUUUGUCUUUAAGCUUUUACCGGUAAAACUGAAAAUAAAAGUAAUCAGGGGUUUUUCUAGGCAGAGGCAUUUAGGACCAUGAUUGGAAAGAUUGUCCUACUUAUUGAAUUAUCCAUGUAUUCAUCAGUUUUAGAGCAGGAAAAAUAGAUGAUUCGUUCUAGUCAGUUACGAUGGUUUUACGAUCCGUGAUGUACUUUGCAUAAAAACCUACGGCCAAAUUGUAGAUUAAAAACAUGAUUAACAUUGUCCACUGUUUUAAAUUCAUUAUUUGUCAUUUCUUUUUUCAAUAAAAGGGCAGUUCAGACAUUUUACUGAAAUAAUUUUCGGUUCACAAACUACAAAUACAUGGGUAAGGAAAUGCUAUUGUCUGCUAAAUACUCGUUGGUACAAUAAUAGUUAUUUCUUGCUAAUGACUUGUAUGCUUUUUUGAACUAAUGAAUGACAUUAAAGAUCAAGUAUUCGGCUCGUUUGUUUCAUUAGGGAGUGUCCAGUGGCCGAACGUUGAAACAGUAGGUUCUAAUGCUUAUAAUGGAUUUGAAUAACAUAGAUAUCAUAGCCUUUGCUUUGUCAUUUUAGAUGAAGGAUUUGAGCUCUUACCGAGUCGAAUGACAUAUUUAUCAGUAACAAAGGUUUUUUCUCUAAAUUUUGGGUAAUUUUUGUCCUCAUUGGUAUAAACAAGUUUGGAUUUUAACGUAAACGUAAAUUGUGCCAUCGAUUUCUUAUCAUGACGGCUUGUUGCUUAAUUUUGAAUUAAUUUAUUUCACAACAUAAUGUACUAAAUAGAGAGCGAUAAAACCCACAAUGAAAAAGCUAUAUAUAUAUAUUAUUCAACUUACAAGGAAACCGACAUUGGAAGGAACUUGCGGAAUAUUUAGUUGUCAUAGUUAUCAUCAAUCGACUCUGAUGAAGCAGGAGACAAAAGGAGGAUCACUGAUUAGCAUCAGCCGACCCAUGUAUUUGUAUUAACAAUCUCCAAAUUGAAUUUAUUUGCUUUUCGAGGCCAGUUGAUGAAAAAAACAAAAAUCAUUGCAGAUGUAUUGCACCUCAGUAACUGCGCGCAGCGUGGUGUUUACAGAUUUUACACGGCCUAGAAAAACAUAAAUUCGUGUUUCUCUGUUGGAAACUUGUUUUGUAUUGAUGGCUGUUUCUGUGACAAUAAGAGGAAAGGAAACAUUUUGAGAGCAAUGUUUUCCAGCUGUUGAAAAUGAAAGAGAAAAAGGACAAAAGAAAAUAGCAACGCGUCAAAAGCUGCUCUGUAAAUGGACAUUACUAUUGGAUGAAAUUGAAAUAAGCUUUAAUUAACGUAAGGCUUGAGCCACAAAUUAACAUAUAUUUUGAAACAAAAUUAAAGCAUAUUUACAGUACAAAACGUGUUUCCCUGAUAAAGCUGAAGGGGAAUAUUUGUUUUCACUUAGUUUAGGCACAGGCUCGACACGAGUCUAAACAGCCGUCGUGAUUUCUUUUUUGCUCCACAGCGCUUCAAGACCAGCGAAAUCGAAUGAGGACUAAAAUACGUAGCUAACUCUGCGUUUGAUCAGAUCAAAAGUUUCGCUAUACAGGGUAUUAGUUUGAGGAAAAUCACGUUAACGUGGCUGGAAAACUGGAACUAAUGGAGAAAAACCAGUCAUGUGAUGGCAAUUUGACUGCUAUCUUUAGGAGGGAGGCCAACAAAACCGGUGAAGAUUUGCCCGAACUCGGCUUAGAUUACAGCGUGCCUUUGACAGUGAUAGGCUUCGCUGUUUUGGUUUCAAACGGGCUUGUUUGUAUACUUUUCUGUCGGUUCCGUGCCCUCCGAACGAUAACAAAUACUUUUAUUGUCAGCCUGGCGAUAAGCGAUCUUAUGGUGGCCACGGUUUUCAUCCCGACUUAUCUAGCUGGUCUGGCAGUCAAUCCCUAUAUUAUUGCCUACAUUCUGUUUGCAUAUCUGUUUAAUUUCUGUGGCAUUACUUGGGACAGGUACCAAGCCGUUCUUAAUCCUCUCAUGUACAGGUCAGUGGUAACACGCGCGAUCGUCUACAAAAUCUUGGCCCUGGUGUGGACUAUACCCCUCUUAUUAGCGAUCAUACCAAUUUUCUGGGAGUAUCGGAACGGUGUUAAAUUACUGGCCGGUCGUAUUUACCAAGGAAUCUUGGUUGCUCUGGUCACUCUGUGUUCAGCGUCUAUCUGCUGGGCAUAUGGAAAGAUUUUUGGUGCCACGCGACGUCAAGUAAAACAAAUGAUUGAAAUGCACGAAACAAACGCACGAUUUGAACACAGUGUUCUCCCAGACAGACAAUCAGGGCGAUCAAUGAGAAAGAGGCGGUCAAUUACCAUUUCCAACGAAGUGAAAGCGGCCAAAGUUUUUGCUCUUGUAGGAGGAACCUUUGCAGUAUGCUGGCUUCCUUUGAUAAUUAUUAAUGUGUUUUCCGCACUAGAUUAUUCCCACAUAAUUCCGAAUGUAUUUCUUGAUGUCUCCCUUUAUUCACUGGUAGGAAACGCUUUAGCCGACCCUCUAAUUUAUUCAUUUUACAAGUCGGACUAUAGGCGAGCCUUUAAGCGAUUUUUUUGUGGUAAAAAACCAGAUCAUGAUAAAUUUGGGAAUUCAAUCACCACAAGGAAUUCUGUGCUGACAGAAGAAAACAGUGAUAAAAUAGACGAAAAUCUUAUCUAA